AUGUCAAAGCAAGAAAAAGGAAGAAGAGGAAGGCCAGCAACAAAAAAGCAUAGAGAUGAAGAAUAUGAAACAGAAGAGGACACUCUUAAAGCAAAAACCUAAGUUAAAAAUAAUUAAGGAUCGUAAUCAGGCUAAAAUGAACGUAGUAGAACUAGAAAUAGGGAUGAUAAAACUGAUUAUCAUCAUAAUUAACAAUAAUUAUAAACUCGACAAAAGGAUAGAGCAUUAUAGGAUGAUUAUGAUAAUUCUAAAAAAAGAGGAAGAUCUUGUAGGACUAAACCUCUUGAGAAUAAAAAGCAAGGCAAUGUAAUUGGAGAAGAGGAUGAGGAAGACGAUUUGGAAAAUUUCAACAAGUCUAACUCAAAGAGGAGCAGAAGAGAGGAGAGAGAGAGUUAAAAGACUCUAUCAGAAGACGAGGAUUAUGAAAAUGAAAGAAUGGACUCAAGAGAAGAUGAUGACAUUUUUCAAAUGGAUGAUACUUAGAGCAAAUCUAAGAACAAAGAUGAUUAAGAAGAAAAGUAUGAUGAUCUAACAUAGGAAUUAAAUAAUACGAUUAAUAAGGAUGACGAAACCUAUAGCUAAGAGUCAUAAGUAUCUUUGAAGAAAAAUGUCAAAGAGACUGUGAAACAACCUCCAUCUGGAAGAGGUAAAAGAGGAAGACCAGGAAGAAAGCCAGCAGUAGAAGUAACUCAGUAAUAGGAAAAAGAAAAACCUCAACCUCCUGCUACAUUAUCAAAAGAUUCAAAGCUUACUAAAAAACAAUAGAUAUUGAUAUUGAGGAAGAAUCUAAUUAAAAAUUGGUCUAAGAAAAAGAGUAACUAGAUUUAUGACGAGAGAUAAUCUUUGAAGUUUAAAAGUCCUCACUGGGUGAAAUAGCAAGCUCUCAAAAAAUCAAACGUUAAAGUUCAUCUAUAUAAGAAUUUAAAGCAAAUCUUGACUAAUUUUGACAAUAAUCCUCAAAAUGCAAACAAUCAAGAGUCUUCUAAAGAUCAAGGCCCUCAAUAUAAUUAGGAAAUAGGAUCAUAUAUGAGCAUUGAUUGUGGAAUAUCAGUAAGAGUUUAACCUAAAUAUUGUGAUUUUACAGGAUUUUUCUCUAAAUAUAAGCAUAAAGUGUGUGGGCUUAGAUAUACCGAAGAUUGGCAGUAUCAAAUGAUAGAUAAAAUGCAAAAUAGUAAAAUUGAAGAAUACUUAUAGCAAAGAAAAGCUUUUGUUUUCCUUAAAUGA
Messenger RNA from Stylonychia lemnae, 1224 nucleotides. Lineage: Eukaryota; Ciliophora; Spirotrichea; Sporadotrichida; Oxytrichidae. The record is from the annotation of a GenBank genome assembly.